UGGCAAUGGCUAAGAAUCUUGAAGCUGCUAGAAAUUUACUCAAGGCAAGUUUAGACAAGUCUAAACAAGUUGGUAUUGAGUUAGAUGAAACCGGGUCAAGAUUGAGAGAAAUCAACCAAAGAUUAGUUCCUUUAGAAGUUGAAUUUAGAGAGGUUUAUAACCAUAGAACAACAUAUGUUAGAGUAAAGAAUCAAGUUGAUUGUGUCAUUGGUCCUAUAGCUGCAAUUCCAAGAGUUUAUAAGGCUAUUAUCGAGCUUGAAAAGGCGAUCGCCUUUUCUGAGCCUCAUACCGAGCUCUUUUCUUACCUUUUUCUCAUUAGAAGGCUUGAAGAAGGACUAAAGUUUCUUGGCAGCCACAGCUUGCUAGCGAUUCGGUGGCUUGAAGGUGUUUUUGAGCUCUUUGAAGGGGACGAGCUCCUGAUGAAUUUGAAAGACUCUUCGGGGGUGUUGAAGAAAUUACAUGGAAUGGAAGAGAGUUGUCAUAUCCAAGGAGGGUUGCUCUCUAAUGCCUUAGACAAGCUUGAAAUUGAGUUGGGAAAGCUUUUUGCAUUGACAUCUUCAUUGGGAGAGAUUCAUGCCAUAAUGGAGAGGUUAAAGGCGAAUGGAAGACUUGAAAAGUGUGUAUCUUUGUUUGUCGAAAUUAGGGUUUCAAUUGCUAAAAGGAGAUUACAAGCUCUUGGUUUGGAUUAUCUUGAUGAUGUUAAGAUAUCAAAUAAUGUUGAGAUUUACAUUGAACAAUGGAGUAAGGAUUUGGAGUUGGCUUUGAAACAAAUUUUUGAUCAUGAGUACAAACUCAGCAAAAAGGUUUUCGAAAAGAUUGGAUCGAAUAUUUGGAUGACUUGUUUCGCAAGAAUUUCGAUUGAAUCGGGAAUCCUUUCUUUCAUUCAAUUUGGAAAUGAAGUUGCCAACAUGAAAAAUGAUCCCAUCAAACUCCUAACCCUUCUAGACAUUUUCAAAGUCUUAAACAAUCUAAGAAUGGAUUUCAACCGGCUCUAUGGGAGCUCAGCCUGCAUUGAAAUCCAAAACCCGACAAGGGAUCUUGUCAAGAGACUUGUUGAAAAUGCUUAUGACAUAUUCCAACAACUCCCUUUUCAAGUAGGGUCACAAAGGCAAUUUUCGCCUCCUCAAGACGGGAGUGUUCCAAGGCUUGUGAAAUUCAUAACAAACUAUUGUAACCAACUUCUUGGAGAGGAUUACAAGGCAACUUUGAUUGAAGUCUUAACCAUAAAUCAACAAUGGAAACAAGAAAUCUAUGAAGAAAAUCUUCUCUCAAUCCAAUUCCACAACAUAAUGAAGGAAAUCGGGUUGAAUUUAGAUUCAUGGUCAAAGGCCUACUCAGACACUUCACUCUCAUACCUUUUCAUGAUGAACAACCAUUGUCAUUUCACCAAUCUAAGAGGAACAAAUCUUGGUGAUAUGAUGGGAGAAACUUGGUUAACAUCACAUGAUCAAUACAAGGAUUACUAUGCAACAUUGUACUUUAAGGAAACAUGGGAAAAAACACUUCUUCCUCUUCUAACCCAAAAAGGUACUACCAGCCUAAUUUCGGUUUCAAUUAGUAGGUUAAAGGCUUUCAAUGAGGCAUUCAAAGAAAGCUAUGAAAAGCAAUCGAAUUGGGUGAUUUCGGAUGAAAACUUGAGGCAAAAAAUGAGAGGGAUUUUAGUUGAGAAAGUUGUAACAACUUAUAGGUGUUACAUACAGAGUUACAAGGCCUUGGUUGAGCAAGAUUCUAGUGCUGGUAAGUAUGUUAAGCAUACCGAAAACAGUUUAGAGAGUAAGCUAAGUUCUUUGUUUCAACCAAAGCUAGCUACUACUAAGUACUCUUCUUCUUCUUCUUCCAACAACAACAACAAACAUGUUCAUUUAAUUGGUAAACUUAAGAAUGUUGUUACUAAUCAAUUAAGGUUUACUCUUACUGCUAUGUAAAAAAAAAUGCAGUUAUUAAUGUAUUUUAUUGCUCUGUACUUAACAAAUGUAGUGAAAAUUUUGUUAAGUACUUCAAUUUAUGAUUAAAAUUUAGUUAUGUUGUUUUUAAUGAGUUGUACUUAGUCAUUUUCAGAAACAAUAUCACCUUUAUUAUAAAAAAA
Cannabis sativa is the source of this 2086-nucleotide messenger RNA. RefSeq names its product exocyst complex component EXO70A1. NCBI's taxonomy places the organism in Eukaryota, Viridiplantae, Streptophyta, Magnoliopsida, Rosales, Cannabaceae. The transcript has a single exon. Gene Ontology annotation, biological process: exocytosis. The coding region runs from base 6 to 1925 and encodes 639 amino acids. Gene Ontology annotation, molecular function: phosphatidylinositol-4,5-bisphosphate binding. Gene Ontology annotation, cellular component: exocyst. The record is from RefSeq and is a predicted model, not a curated record.